GGGUGGAAAAGGGGGGGGGGGGGGACGUGUAAAGGCGCCGGGGACGGCGGUUUCCUCAAGGCCGUGUUUUCGCUCUGGUUUCCCGGCUUGUGAAGGCGCAGGAGGCAAGUGAGGGGCCCAGGGGCUGUUCGUGGGAGGCAGUUGCAGUCUCUAGCCUAACGGCUUUAACCGAGAGCAACGAAACCGGAGGGCGGCGGGGGUAAGCCGGUUCCGGGUCCCCUCAGGCAGGGCGUAGAUAUGUCAGAACACAUCAAGGAUCCCUCAACUAUCAAUGAACCUCAUCUGGCUCCAGAAGAAAUCCAGUCUGACUCUGAGGACUGUUCAAUGGCUCAAGAAUCCCCCAAAAAUUCAGCUGCUGAGAUUCCAGUAACUAGUAAUGGAGAACUUGAGGAUACACAUGAGCACAAUUUUAAUAGGGACCUGAAACGCUCUAUACCAGCUGGACUUGGUCUGUCUGAAACCCAGAUUACAUCUCAUGGCUUUGACAAUACCAAGGAAGGGGUCACUGAAGCCGGACCUUUUCAAGGCAAUAUACGAAUGCAACAAAAAAGUGGACCAGUUGUUCUGGCAGAUGAGGUGAAGAAUCCAGCCAUGGAAAAACUGGAACUUGUGAGAAAGUGGAGCCUAAACACUUAUAAGUGCACUCGUCAAAUAAUCUCUGAAAAACUGGGCCGAGGUUCACGAACAGUAGAUCUGGAGUUGGAAUCCCAAAUAGAAAUCCUGAGGGAUAACAAAAAGAAAUAUGAAAACGUCCUGAAACUGGCACAGACAUUGUCUACACAGCUUUUCCAGAUGGUGCAUACACAAAGACAACUUGGUGACGCAUUUGCAGACCUGAGUUUGAAAUCAUUAGAACUCCAUGAAGAGUUUGGAUAUAAUGCUGAUACUCAGAAACUCCUUGCUAAAAAUGGAGAAACUCUUCUUGGAGCAAUUAACUUUUUUAUUGCCAGUGUGAACACUUUGGUGAAUAAAACUAUUGAGGAUACAUUAAUGACUGUAAAGCAGUAUGAAAGUGCCAGGAUCGAAUAUGAUGCUUAUCGCACAGAUCUAGAAGAACUGAAUCUUGGCCCACGUGAUGCAAAUACUUUGCCAAAGAUUGAGCAGUCACAACAGCUAUUUCAGAUGCAUAAAGAAAAAUAUGAUAAAAUGCGUAAUGAUGUAUCUGUUAAAUUGAAGUUUUUGGAGGAAAACAAGGUCAAGGUACUGCACAAUCAGCUUGUUCUGUUCCACAAUGCCGUUGCAGCAUACUUUGCAGGGAAUCAGAAGCAGCUUGAACAGACACUUAAACUAUUCCAUAUCAAAUUGAAAACACCUGGAGCAGAUGCGCCAUCUUGGCUUGAAGAGCAGUAAAAAGCCCUGGCAUGAAGAUCCAUGGUCAUCUUAGAAUCUUAAGACUCAAGGAACUUGGAUAAAAAUGACCUUUUGCAGUCAUAUACGUGCAAACGGCUUUAAUUUCUUUUCCCUUGAUAAAGAAUACCAUAGUAAUUGAGGGGGAGAGGGGUGAAUUUAAUGUAACCAAAUGCAAUUUGUCAUUUCAAAAACAAAUCUUUUUUACAAGAAGGGGGUGAUGGCUAUUUCUGUAGUAGGGAAUUAAUAGAGAUUUGCACUGACAAAUGUUUGUGGUCUCUGGCAAUUAUGGUGGCUAAAUGAGAAAUAUCUAAAAGCAGAGGUUCCUGGUUUGUAUCAACAUCUGAUAUUUUAUAUAUGUGUAUUAAAUUUCUCUAAAUAUUCUUUUUUCAUAUAAUUGAGUUUUGAAAAAAAAAAUAUUUUCCAGAAUAAUAAUAUAAGGCCUUUUUGCAGCAUCCACGAAAUAUCAGCUUCCUGGCUGAUACGUGGAACUGCAGCAAUACCUUUUUAAAAAUUUGAUCUUUCCAUUGUGUAUUCAGAAACACUAAAUGUAGAUUUUUUUUUACCUUCUUGAUCUAAAAUGUUGAACACAAAGUAUAGCACUGUAAAGAUGACCUGCCAGGGAAGUAGACUUUUUCCAUACUAAUUCAAUUUUUAACUUUCUAUUUAAAAAUGCCAUAGUUGCCUUAAAUUCAGAAGUGCCUUUUCCAGCUUUUCUUCAACAACAGUAUGAAUAAUAUGUAGGAAGUCCUCUUUUGGUUCUCUUUUUUUAAAAAAACCCAACAAAAGGCAGACUAAGGCCAGUCUGAAACAUGUGCUUGUUUGAACUGCAGGCCAUGUCACAGUGGGGGUUUUGUGACUUAUUCUGUUCCUUUUUUUCCCAGUCAGUGGUAUAACCCUUAUUAAAAGUACAAUUCUGUUUACUCUUAUAGGCUUUUAAAAUUAUUAUUUUUGAGCAUCCUCAUUUGCACAUGUUCUACUGCUCUUUGUGUUUAUAUGAUGAACUACUUAACUUAUCACAGCUUAUAUGGAUUGUAUAAUUAUGUAUUAUAUGUUGAGAGAUUCUGUUGCUUCAUAAAAUGAUUGGUUUCAGUCUUAAUGUAAAAUAUGUAUCAGUUACAUUUAAAAUCAUUCCCUCUUAUUUUACUGUCUCAGAUUUUCAUGAUUUUUGCUGUUUAGGUGUUUUCUCUUAUAAUAAUGUUACCAUUCCUUAGAAUGUUAUCUUUGUAUUCAUACUAAAGGUGUUUGCUGCGGUUUUGUUUCCUUGACUUUAUUGGAUUUAUGCAUUAAAACCAUCCACAAACUUUCUUUUCCUA
Heteronotia binoei (common prickly gecko) is the source of this 2663-nucleotide messenger RNA. RefSeq names its product ADP ribosylation factor interacting protein 1 (gene ARFIP1). Gene Ontology annotation, molecular function: protein domain specific binding; phospholipid binding. The record is from RefSeq and is a predicted model, not a curated record. Gene Ontology annotation, biological process: regulation of Arp2/3 complex-mediated actin nucleation; intracellular protein transport. Gene Ontology annotation, cellular component: trans-Golgi network membrane. NCBI's taxonomy places the organism in Eukaryota, Metazoa, Chordata, Lepidosauria, Squamata, Gekkonidae. The transcript is spliced from 9 exons. The coding region runs from base 238 to 1350 and encodes 370 amino acids.